Molecule: messenger RNA, 1539 nt
Organism: Closterium sp. Yama58-4
Lineage: Eukaryota; Viridiplantae; Streptophyta; Zygnematophyceae; Desmidiales; Closteriaceae
Source: the annotation of a GenBank genome assembly
AUGAGGGAAUACCCCACUUGGGGUUUCCACAGGAGGGGCUACCACGUGGCGGGUUACCACAUCACGGGUAGACAAUUAGCAGGAAUUUCUGGGGAUAAGCCUAGACAGAUCGGAAGUACCAGAGUGAGCGUCCUCAAUGCUGCUGACGUGGCAGGGGAGAGUUCUGAGACGUCUCAUAGUGCUGGUGAUGCUGCUGAUAUGGCAAAGGGGGAGGAGCAGGAGGAGCCAAGAAUGAUGAGUGACCCGGGUUCGAAUCCCAGUGGCGAAAUUAAAAUGAUUCUCGGGAUUGAAACGAGCUGUGACGACACGGGUGCUGCUGUGGUCACAUCGGAUGGGAGAAUUUUGGGGGAAGCCCUCGCAUCACAGGGCAAGGUGCACGCGGAAUGGGGAGGAGUGGUGCCAUCUUUGGCACGUGGGGAGCAUGAGAAGGCCAUAGACCCGGUGGUCCAAGCAGCUUUGGAUGAAGCUAGUUUACAGCCGUCGGAUCUCUCCGCAGUGGCGGUCACGAUCGGCCCAGGGCUCAGCCUGUGUUUGAGAGUGGGAGUGAUGAAGGCAAGGAGGUUGGCGGCACAACAUGGCAUUCCCAUCAUCCCCAUCCACCACAUGGAAGCACAUGCGCUGGUGGCGAGGCUGACCAAUCCAGACGUCGCCUUUCCCUUCCUCACGCUUUUGAUAUCAGGCGGGCACAACCUUCUGUUAUUGUCACAUGGGGUGGGGCAGUACACUCAGCUGGGAACAACACUAGAUGACGCCAUGGGUGAGGCGUUUGACAAGACAGCACGCCUACUGGGUCUCGACCUGUCAGGGCCGGGAGGGGGAGGGGCAGCAGUUGAAGCGCUGGCAAGAGAAGGAAACAGAGAGAGAUUCAAGUUCUCUGUGCCUCUAGCGCGUGUCAAGAGCUGCGAUUUUUCAUUUUCAGGACUCAAGGCAAACGUGGCUCGGUGCAUUCAAAAGGAGGCACCGGCAGCUCAAACCAUCCCUAUUGCCGAAGCAACGCCGGAGGGUUGGCAGUUACGAGCUGACAUUGCUGCCUCUUUCCAGGAGGUGGCAGUGCUGCAUCUGCAAUCCAGAGUGGAGCGAGCGAUUCAGAUGGCGAGAGAAUCAACUCCUGCGAUUGACACACUGGUGAUGGCAGGGGGAGUGGCGUCUAAUCAAGUCGUCCGGUCACGGAUCGCAGCAGUUUGCGAGCCGGCGGAGGUGAGGCUAGUGUGCCCUCCUCCCCGGCUCUGCACGGACAAUGGAGUCAUGGUGGCAUGGGCGGGGUACGAGCGCUUCAGACUGGGAAUCAAGGAGCCUCCACCUGCUGUAGACGAAAUGACUGAUGAUGCUUAUGUGGAGCUCAGGCCGCGCUGGCCCCUGGCAGACCCGCCAUCCUCCCCAUCCCGCUCCGCCAAGCAGAAGCGCCUCUUCCCUUCCCUCUCCUCCUCCUCCCCCUCCACCCCGCUCCUUACCUCCUCAAGUACCCCCAACACCUCCCCCUCAUCACAUCUUUCCUCUUCCUCUCCCAACCCUCAUGCUGCAAUCACUACUGUGACUUGA